CUCUUUUAAAAAACAUGUAACCAUUUCUCUUUUGUUUUUGCAGGCACUAAUGGUGAGAAGAGACGUAUAAAGAUAACAGUUCAGAAAGAAGAGAAUGUGAUCAUUCCAUGUUUCUAUGAUAAUAAGUACACUGAUUAUCGGAAAAAAAGGUGCAGGGAAUUAAUGACAAAUUGUAUUUCUCAAGGAGACGGUUUGUCAGUCACUGAUUCCCCUGAUCAGGGUGUCUUCACAGUGACCAUGAGGAGCCUGCAGAGUGAUGAUUCUGGCUUAUACUCAUGUGCUGUACAAGCUGAUGGGGAAAUCAGAGCAGUUGGCGAUUCAUAUAGCAUUACAGUCAUCAAUGGUUCUCCAGAUCUGUCAGUGAGGGACAUCAUGGUGAAUGGUGAGGAGGGCGGUACUGUCACUGUACAGUGUCUCUACAGUGACAAAGACAAGUACACCAGGAAAACAUGGUGCAGGAGAAACAUGGAGAAGCCCUGUUUACAAACAUGGAGCAGAACUUUCGACAGAGACAGAACUAAACUGCAUGUCAAUAAUGUACAAAGAAUAAUGACUGUGACUCUGACCAGACUGGAGAUGAAGGACACAGACUGUUACUGGUGCGGUGUGGGAGACUUAAACUUCCCCGUUCAUAUUACUGUUUCUCAUCAAACACAGAGUAAGCUAAACGCUGAACAAAGCAUGACUCUCAAAUAGAUAUGAUAAUAAUGUUACACUGAUUGACUAUCAAUUUAAUACUCAUAAAUAAUAUUCAUAUUUUAAAUCUAUGCUAGGGUUCCUUCGAGUUGUCCAGUUUCCCCCAUAGGCCAUAAAGUUGUCACAGUGAAUUGGAGUUACCAUAUUGUAGGUGUGAAUCUGUGAGUGAGUGUGUGUACAUGUGCCCUGUGAUGGGUUGGCACUCCAUCUUGGGCUAUUAUGUGCCUUGCGCUCUUAGCUUCUGGGAUAAGCUCCAGCCUCUGCAACAGGGCCGGCAUCAGAGUGGAUCUACCGGGCUGGCAUCUAACUAACUAUGGGGGGGCACUAUCGAUCGUGAACUAUAUUCAUAUGAGCGACACUAGAGGUUGACAAUUUUUCGUGACUCCCGUGGGUCA
Molecule: messenger RNA, 1091 nt
Organism: Brienomyrus brachyistius
Lineage: Eukaryota; Metazoa; Chordata; Actinopteri; Osteoglossiformes; Mormyridae
Product: CMRF35-like molecule 5
Exons: 3
Coding region: 163-696 (177 amino acids)
Source: RefSeq, a predicted model, not a curated record